AUGAAGACCGCCUGUGUCACGAUGGCCCUCGCCGCGACGUCGGCUGCGGCGAUGCAGCUCAGCAACGACGAGCGCGCCACGCUCGCCACCGAAGUGUUGGCGUGGAAGGCGACCGAAGCCGGCAAAGUCGCGAUCGAGCAAGGCCUGGCCAAGCCCAGCAGCAACCAAGAGUCUCUGGACGUGUCGGACGACGAGGUGCUCCGCUUCGCGGCCACCAAGAAGAUCGUGGACCAGCUCAACAUCGACCACCCCGAGGCGCGCUUCUCGACCAACAACCCGUUCGUGCUGUUGACGGAGAAAGAGUUUGCCGAGUACGUCAAGGGGUCGUUCGGUCGUGGCCAGCCCGAGCGCCGCUUGCGCGCAGACACGGUCGCCCGCGACUUGACGGCCGAGCAGGCCGAAGCGGCUGGCAUCGACUGGAGCGCCGACAAGUGCAACCCGUCCGUGAAGAACCAGGGCAACUGCGGGUCGUGCUGGACGUUCUCGUCGGUGGCCGUGGCCGAGCAAGCGCACUGUCUCGCGACGGGCUCGCUCCUCGACCUCUCGGAGCAGCAGCUCGUGAGCUGCGACUCGAGCUCGGGCGAAGGCUGCCAGGGCGGCUGGCCCUGGAAGGCGCUCGACUACAUCUCGGCCAACGGCAUCUGCACCGAAGCCGACUACCCGUACAAGUCGGGGUCGACGGGCCAGAACGGCCAGUGCAAGACGUCGUGCCGUAAGACCAAGCUCAGCAUCGGUGCCACGGUCAACAUCCAGGGCGAGAGCGCGCUCCAGUCGGCGCUCGACAAGCAGACCGUCCAGGUCAUCGUCGAGGCCGGCAACAACGUCUGGAAGAACUACCAGAGCGGCGUCGUCAAGUCGUGCCCUGGCUCGCAGUCGGACCACGCCGUCCUCGCGGUCGGCUACGGCACGCUCAGCGGCGUCAACCACUUCAAGAUCAAGAACUCGUGGGGCACGUCGUGGGGCGCGGGCGGCUACAUCUACUUGCAGCGCGGCGUCGGUGGCAACGGCAUGUGCAACGUCGCCGAGCACCCGUCGUACCCCAAGAUCAGCACGUCGCCGACGCCGACGUCGCAAGACCCGACCGAUAGCCCGUCACCGUCCACCAAGACGCCUGAGCCGACGACCAAGAGCCCGUCCCCUACGACCAAGACCCCCGUGCCGACCACGAAGAAGCCCAACAAGUGCCACGGCUGCACGGGGUGCUACUACCCGGAUGGUGACGAGUGCUACAACGACUAUGACGCCGAGACGUGCCAAGACUUGAGCUGGGACUACGGCACCAUCUGGUGCGGCAACUAG
Molecule: messenger RNA, 1299 nt
Organism: Saprolegnia parasitica CBS 223.65
Lineage: Eukaryota; Oomycota; Saprolegniomycetes; Saprolegniales; Saprolegniaceae
Exons: 1
Coding region: 1-1299 (432 amino acids)
Cellular component (GO): lysosome
Molecular function (GO): cysteine-type endopeptidase activity
Source: RefSeq, a predicted model, not a curated record